This is a messenger RNA of Plasmopara halstedii, 1260 nucleotides long. Its product is annotated as glutathione s. Gene Ontology annotation, molecular function: glutathione transferase activity. Gene Ontology annotation, biological process: glutathione metabolic process. NCBI's taxonomy places the organism in Eukaryota, Oomycota, Peronosporomycetes, Peronosporales, Peronosporaceae. The record is from RefSeq and is a predicted model, not a curated record. The transcript has a single exon. Bases 1 to 1260 code for a protein of 419 amino acids.
AUGACCGGCUUUCCUUCCAUCAAGGUCACGUAUUUUGACGGGGCCGGGCGCGCCGAGGACAUACGCUUGGCUUUUUACAUUGGUGGUGUGCCCUUUGAGGAUAAGCGCAUCAGCUUUGCGGAAUUUAAGGCCAUUAAGGGUUCUCUUCCCCUUGGUCAAGUGCCUCUUCUUGAGGUAGACGGGGAGGUAUUUACCCAGUCGCACGCUAUGAUUCGCUUUGCAGGACGCAUGGCAGGACUUUACCCGGUGACUAUACCGAUCUUGACACUCAAAAUUGACGAGGUGUUGCACGGUUUGAACGAAAUGGGGGAGAAAGUAUUCUCCACGUUUAGCGAGUCUGAAGAAGUAAAGAAGAAAGCCCGUGAGGAACUGGCCUCGGACACGAUCCCUCGCUAUGCUUCUCUUAUCGAAGCACGGCUUGAGAAAAUGCAACAAAUACCAGCCUUUCAAUCGAAGGACGUCUUCAUCCACGAUUUAGCGAUCUACACGUGGGUCAAAAUGUUACGCGCCGGAAAGAUCGACUAUAUCCCGACUACUGUGCUAGAUGGCUACAAGGUGUUGAAUAAGAUUCACGACAAAGUCGCGAAUCAUCCAAAGGUGAAGGAGUGGGACGCACUGCCGCACAAUAUUCCAAAACUCAAGCUGACUUACAUGCCCCACCCUGGCCGAGCAGAGGCGAUUCGUCUUGCACUCCAUAUUGGAGGUAUUGAUUUUGAAGAUGAACGCAUUACUCGUGAAGAAUUGGUAGCCCGCAAGCCGUCGCUACCGUUUCACCAACUGCCAGUACUUGAAGUAGAUGGCGAAAUUGUCGCGCAGUCACUCGCUAUCCUUCGCUACGCUGGCAAACUUUCGGGUCUAUAUCCAAUGACUACUCCACUAGCUGCCUACCGCGUCGACGAGUUGUUUUCGAUCAUCGACGAGAUGUUUAACAAUCUGCUCUGGGGAGCGUCGUAUCGUGAGAAAGAUUCGGAGAAGCAGCUAGCUAUGCGCGCCAAUUUGUCCACAAGCAUCGUACCAAAGACACUUGGCUUUUUGGAGAAAGUGAUCUCGAGAAACAAGGGUUCCUAUGCGACUGGUGCACACUUGACUGUAGCUGAUCUCGCUAUUUACGGCGUGCUGCUUGGUUUCAAAGCUGGUAUCCCUGGCUUUCCUAAGACCAUUGCGGACUCGUACGAAAACUUGCAGCGCGUAUUUAAGCUGGUAGCUGAACAUCCAAAGGUUAUUGAGUGGAACUCUUCUCACAACCAAACGUUAGAGUAG